Messenger RNA from Lacerta agilis (Sand lizard), 805 nucleotides. It is a transcript of the gene TPRKB, whose product is annotated as TP53RK binding protein. Gene Ontology annotation, biological process: tRNA threonylcarbamoyladenosine modification; telomere maintenance via recombination. Gene Ontology annotation, cellular component: cytosol; nucleus; EKC/KEOPS complex. NCBI's taxonomy places the organism in Eukaryota, Metazoa, Chordata, Lepidosauria, Squamata, Lacertidae. The record is from RefSeq and is a predicted model, not a curated record. Bases 63 to 593 code for a protein of 176 amino acids. The transcript has 5 exons.
GCCUCAGGACAAGGCGAGCCCGGUUUGACUGAUUCGGAAGCAGCAUACUGCUGUGUUGCAAGAUGCAGUGUUUAACACAUCGACUGGAACUGUUUCCUGACUGCCUUGUUACUCUUAUCCUGUUUAAUGAUGUGAAAAAUGCUGCCGUGCUAAGAAAAAAAGCAAUGGAAGGAGCUAUUGAUGGAGCAUUAAUUAAUCCUGCAAUGAUUGUUGAUCCAUUUCAGUUACUUGUGGCAACGAAUAAAGCUGUACAUCUCUACAAGACCAAUAAAAUGAAGACAAGAACUCUUAACGCGGAAAUAAUAUUCAACCUUUCCCCAAACAAUAAUAUUUCAGAUGCCUUCAGAAAGUUUGGCAUUUCAGACAGUGACACUGCCGUACUCGUCGUUCUGGUUGAAGACCAAGAGAAAACCAUGAAUCUGGAUGAUGUAAUACGUCAAGUGGAAGGCCAGCAAGUCUCCUUAGCAGAUCUCCCCAAAAUAACAGAUGUACAGAAAGUUAAAAAGUUGUACAAACUAACCCCACAGGAAGAAACAAUAGGCACACUGCUGGAUGGCAUCAUUUGUAGAAUGGCAACUAAAGAUGUUUCAUGAAAAAAAAGUGAGGACAUUGAAACAGUUUUAGCCUAAAACAAAUGUUUAUUUUAAUUUUUCUGUUAGGUCAAACCAGUGUUAAAAUGCCCUGAAGACUAACUCUUAUUUUAUUUGGAAACGGAAGCUGUCACAAUUUUAUUACAAACAUGGAAGAAUGUUUGGGUAUUGUGAUUAUUUUAUAAUUAAGAAGUAAAAGUUUAUUGUUCACUGUA